Molecule: messenger RNA, 447 nt
Organism: Helobdella robusta
Lineage: Eukaryota; Metazoa; Annelida; Clitellata; Rhynchobdellida; Glossiphoniidae
Exons: 2
Coding region: 1-447 (148 amino acids)
Source: RefSeq, a predicted model, not a curated record
AUGGACAGCGUUAGAUCAGCUCCAGUCAGAGACAACUACCCAAUGUGUGCAACUUGGCCUGGUUCGGUUAAACUCGGAGUCAAAGUGGAGUUGAAAUGCAAUGCCAACCUCCCGAAGUUCAGGUACCUAAUAGCGCAGGCUGGCGCAAACUCGUUAGAUGGAAGUUUCACUAUUUGCGAGCUAGAGGCCUAUGAACCAGUUAAUAAAGAUUCUCUAAUUUGGAAAAGACAAGCCGGCACCUACUUGACUGGAUAUAAAAUGACGUCCUUGAAGAGCAGAAGUGUCAUGCAGUGCGUGAAUCGUUGUCGUCACUCGGGUCAGUGUGACUCCAUCAACUUCAAUGUGGGUUCCUUGACCUGUCAACUCAACAAACACGCAAACGGGUACUCUCCUAAAAAACUGACCAACAACGUAGAUUGGUCAUUUUAUACAGCUUACUACUAUUGA